AUGGCGGGGCCCAUCUUCAACACCGAGCGCCAUGUCAAAUAUUAUCUCCGCUGUCUCAAGACCUUCCUCCCCUCAGCCUAUAUCUCCAAUGACUCGAAUCGCAUGCUUCUCGCCUACCUGACCCUCGGUGGCCUCGACGUUCUCGGUGUUUUACAAAGCAAAACGACCCCGGAGGAGCGACAAGGGUACAUUGACUGGCUCUACCAUUGCCAAGUGCCUUCAGGCGGCUUCCGCGGAUUUUCAGGCACAGACUUUGGCGAUGAGAAGCGAACACCAGAUAAUGAGGCUUGGGAUCCGGCCAAUGUCCCCGCGACCUUCUUUGCGCUGGUCAAUUUACUCAUUCUGGGCGACGAAUUGACGCGCGUGAAGCGGAGGGAAUGCCUGGAGUGGCUACCGAAGCUGCAACGUGAAGAUGGAAGUUUUGGUGAAGUUUUAGGUCCCAAUGGGACAGUCGAAGGAGACCAAGAUCUACGAUACUGCUGCUGCGCGUCAGGGAUACGUUAUAUCCUACGAGGCCAAUCUGGAAAGGGUGUAGAGGAUGUACCGGAUAUUAACGUGUCUAAAUUAAUCUCAUUUAUCGAGGCUUGUCAGGUAAAUAUCUCCAUCUGUCAAUCUAAUCGUCUGAGCCUGACUGAUCGCUUUCCCUUCGAGCAGAGCUACGACGGCGGAAUGGGCGAGUCGCCUUUUCGCGAAUCUCACAUUGGAUCUCUGCACUUUCUGCGUCAGGGAACAGAUAAAACCCCGUCUGACCAGCUGCUGUCUCCGGGUUCGGCGAAGUUUGAGUCCUUGGUAGGCUGGCUGGCAUCGCGGCAGACGGACAAGUUGCUCGGCGAGGAGGAUGAACAGGAGGACGAGGCGGAGAAAGAUACUGAAGAGGAACCACCCGCCGAGGUAGAGGCACUGACAGGGACCGAGUCGGUAGACGAUUUGAUCCGUGGACUAUCGAAUAUGACCCCCUUGUCAGGCGAGACGAUAUCUUGCGCCGGGUUCAACGGGCGAUGCAACAAACUGGCAGAUACUUGCUACUCCUUCUGGAAUGGUGCGGCUCUGAUGAUGCUGGACCGAUAUGGCGUGAUCGACGAUGCGCGGAAUCGGCAAUAUCUCCUUGAAAAGACACAGCACUUGGUCGGUGGGUUUGGAAAGGGUGUUGGAGAUCCUCCAGACCUCCUUCAUUCGUAUUUCGGCAUGGUCUCGCUGGCAUUCCAGGGUGAGGCUGGACUUGCUCGGGUUGAUCCUGCUUUGGUUGCGACCGAAAGGACUGUCGAGCACUUGAAAUCGCUGCCUUGGUGGUCAUAA
Molecule: messenger RNA, 1296 nt
Organism: Penicillium cataractarum
Lineage: Eukaryota; Fungi; Ascomycota; Eurotiomycetes; Eurotiales; Aspergillaceae
Gene: cdc43
Product: protein geranylgeranyltransferase type I subunit CDC43
Exons: 4
Coding region: 1-1296 (431 amino acids)
Biological process (GO): protein geranylgeranylation
Cellular component (GO): CAAX-protein geranylgeranyltransferase complex
Molecular function (GO): CAAX-protein geranylgeranyltransferase activity
Source: RefSeq, a predicted model, not a curated record